Molecule: messenger RNA, 1050 nt
Organism: Parastagonospora nodorum SN15
Lineage: Eukaryota; Fungi; Ascomycota; Dothideomycetes; Pleosporales; Phaeosphaeriaceae
Exons: 5
Coding region: 1-1050 (349 amino acids)
Molecular function (GO): protein binding
Source: RefSeq, a predicted model, not a curated record
AUGACUGCAACGACGGUUGCAAGCGCCAGCGCGGGGCUGCCACCAAACUCGUACAUCUACAAGAUCACCUCCACGGCGCCACGGCAAGAUCCUCUCACAUACUCCAAGCUCGACCAACUCGCGAUUAUAUCAUCAGACGAUUCAUUGCGAUUCCUUGAUCCAUUGACGUUAGCCGUGAAUGGCACCAUCAAAAAUGCCAACGAUAAAGUCACAUGUCUUGAGCGAGCGAACGAUGCGCCAAGCAAUGUCAUUGCGACUGCGGGAAGAGAUGGGAUGAUCAGAUUCUGGGAUAAGAGAACUCGCCAGAAAGCACUUGAGAUUGAGAGUCCAAACAAGCUCAUCUCGGCCCUGGUGUGCGACACUCAGAAGAACUUCAUCGCCGCCGGUAUCGAGAACCCCGAAGACGGCGCUGGCGUAUCUCCUGUCUACGUCUGUACCGACGGUCUCGUCAACAUCUUCGACACCUCACAGGCCGAAGAAGAAGACGCAUUGUAUCAAGUCAUCAACCACGGAUCCGCCAUCGCGCACGCUGGCUUCAUGUACCCCGGCACUGACAUUUACGCGCUUGGCACAGACGAGACGACGAGCUUCUACGCUCUCCAAAGCCAGAAAGAGGAAGAAGAAGAGCCCACGCCCAAAGUAUUCGGAGACGUUAGAGAAGCACUCGGGUGCGAGUAUCUCGUCGAUAUGCACUGGGUUGGCCCGCACCCCUUUAUCGCUGCUGGAAAGCACAGUCAACUGGCUCUCGUCCCCCUCACAAACUCCUCCCCAGCCCCGCUCGACUACGCCUUCGAUCUCGGCAAAAGCAUCCAACUCCCCGGUGCUCACGGCGAGGAAAUCGUCCGCGACAUGUUCACAGACAUUCAUACGCGAACGACGUACACGUGCGGAGAAGACAGCCACAUCCGGGCAUGGAAACUGGCUGAAGACGAGAGCAUGGAUGUCGAUGAGGAAGCGGAGCCGAAGAAGAGGAGUAGCGAGAAGAAAGAGAAGCGCAGGGAUAGGAAGGAGAAGAAGAAAGACGGCGAGAAAAGGUUCAAGCCGUAUUGA